AUGUCUGAAGCACACAAUCCCCCGCUCAACUACGAAGCCAGCGCCACGGCGACGCACCGCCAGACCUCGACCACCCUCCCACAAGAAGUCGCCCAAUGUCUCAAGAACACCCGCUUUCUACACCUGGCGACCAUCUCCUCUGGCUCGUCGACAGACUCGAUUGACGAAACACCCACCCCCCACGUCUCGCUGAUGAACUACACCUUCCUGCCCUCGUACUCGUACAACAACGCCAACCACGGUCCCGUGAUCAUCAUGACGACCAACGCGCAGAGCAUCAAGACGCGCAACCUCCUGUCUAACCCCAAAGUCAGCCUGUUGGUCCACGACUGGGUGAGCCACCGGCCACCGACCUCGACGACGAAUACCCUCACGGGCGCCCGAUCCGGGUCUCCGCCUGCUGCCGCCACCCGAAGCAGUCUGGCGAGCUUGCUGCUGAACCUGAACACGUCAGCGCUGUCGAGCAUCAGCACCACGAUUGCCGGGUCCGCCCGGUUCCUGGAGCAGGGCUCGGACGAGGAGAAGUGGUGCAAGGAGACGCAUCUGGAGAACAACACUUUUGGGGACCAGCCCAACGAGGAGGCGGGGCUUUUCGGGGAAGUGCCCAAUGCGGAUGGGAACAGCAGCUGCUACAUCGCCGGUGACGAUGUGCGUGUGGUGCUGGUUCCUGUGAGAGCGGGUCGGAUUGCGGAUUGGAAAGGUGGUGUCAAGGACUGGGUGGUGGUGAGUGAAGACGAAGCGAGUGAACAACGGCAGAACGAGGGUGAAGCUCGUGGGAGGAAUAACGGCCAGCCACCACUUGUCAAUGGCAUCAUCAAUUAA
Messenger RNA from Exophiala aquamarina CBS 119918, 822 nucleotides. RefSeq lists its product as uncharacterized. The transcript has a single exon. The coding region runs from base 1 to 822 and encodes 273 amino acids. Lineage: Eukaryota; Fungi; Ascomycota; Eurotiomycetes; Chaetothyriales; Herpotrichiellaceae. Gene Ontology annotation, cellular component: cytoplasm; nucleus. The record is from RefSeq and is a predicted model, not a curated record.